Molecule: messenger RNA, 1263 nt
Organism: Neomonachus schauinslandi (Hawaiian monk seal)
Lineage: Eukaryota; Metazoa; Chordata; Mammalia; Carnivora; Phocidae
Gene: IGFLR1
Product: IGF like family receptor 1
Exons: 3
Coding region: 21-998 (325 amino acids)
Source: RefSeq, a predicted model, not a curated record
CAAAGGGGUCUGGGGACGCCAUGCCCCCACGUCACUGCUUCCUUCUGCCCGGGUUUCCUGGAAAGUGUGACGGAAGCGCUGUGGUCGGAAGUCCUGCGGUCACGGCCCCCCAGGCUGCGGACCCCGCCCGGAUGGGGCCCCUAUGCCUCCUCCUGACUGCCGCACUGCUCCUGGGCCAGGCGGCGCCUCGGGGGGCCUCCCAGCACUGCGGGCGCCUCGAGUACUGGAACCCUGAUAACUGGUGCUGCGGCAGCUGCCUGCAGCGCUUUGGGCCGCCCCCCUGCCCGGACUACGAGUUUUCGGAAAACUGCGGGCUCAAUGACUCUGGCGAUCACGUGUCGCGCCCCUUCAAAGAGUGUCCUAUUGGGCAGUGCAACCCCGACAAUGCGGAGCUAUGUAGCCCCUGUGGCGGCGGAGCCACGGCCCCUGCUCCCGCGGGGAGCCGGAGCGGAACACAGCGGCGCUGCAGAGAGAGGUCGGUCCCUCCCAAGGAGCCCUGCCCCCUGAAGUCUGGGAGACCAACGGUCCUUAGCUCCCAGGAGCCCAGCCUCUUGUGGACAUCUGAGCGCAAGGUCGCUCAGCAGGCCUUGCCGAAUUUUGCCCUGCCGGUCGUGCUGGUUCUCGUGGUGCUGGUUCUGCUGGUGACCUCAGCAGUGAUCCUCCUGCUCGCCCAGCGGUGCCACCGCCAGGCGAAAGUUGUCCUCCACCCGUAUCCUGGCUUGGUUUGUGGCGACACCGACAUCCAUACUCUCUUCCCUGUGCACUCGUCCUCUUCAGGCUCCCGGGAGGCAUCGAGGCAGGGGGCCCACCGAAGGAGGUGGCUCUGGUUCCACUCGUGGGCAGAGGUUGGUCGGGGACAGGCCAGGGAGGGAGAGGGUGGACUGGGAGAUUGCCCUUCCUCUCCAUCACCCCUCCACUGCUCUCCCAGAACUGCCGAAGCUGGCAUCACAGCCCCUGUGUCGCCUGCUGGAGGAGUUCAUAGUGCUGCUGGAUCCUGAGCCUGGGCCGGGUCGGGGGACGGCCUGUGGCACCACGAGACACCUGGCGGUGAGGUACAGUCUGCCUGCUGCCUGGUCCACCUUCGCCUACUCACUGCGGCCCAGUCGCUCGCCACUGCGGGCCUUGGUUGAGAUGGUGGUGGCGAGGGAGCCCUCUGCUUCUCUGGGCCAGCUCGGCACGCACGUGGCCCAGCUAGGGCGGGCAGAUGCGCUGCAGGUGCUGUCUGAACUUGGCUGACCCGGGCCUUGCCCAGCCUAGUCCUCA